Molecule: messenger RNA, 2410 nt
Organism: Bemisia tabaci
Lineage: Eukaryota; Metazoa; Arthropoda; Insecta; Hemiptera; Aleyrodidae
Source: RefSeq, a predicted model, not a curated record
AGGCCUCUUUAGGUACGCCCAGAAGUGCAGAAGCUCAUAAAAGAUCUCAUAAAAUUUUUGAACAAUUUUUCAACAAUUAUAAAUAUUGGAAGCUCACUUUUGAGAUUCAGAGUUUCAAAAUUUAAUUACAUUUUGUUCAAGUGUAUGACUUUCUUAGAACUUGUUUUAACAGACGCAAAAACGUUGUGAAAUGAGCGAAAUGCUGAGAAUUCAGUUCCGAAAUUUUGAUAGAAAAAAUAACCUGGAGUCCAACUUCGGAAUGAUUCGUCAAAUUUUCGGUCAUUUCUUGCGAACCGUACUUUUAACUUUUGAAAUUUUUUACAAAAUUUCGUGAAAUGCUCUCAGCCAAGAAAGAAAAAAAAAAAAAGUUAUGACAGUUCUUGGUAGUUGAAGAAUUUUUUGAAGCUCAUGGUUAUGAACUCCUGGGUAAUAAAGCGUAAGAAUGGUAAAAACUCAACGGUAAAAUAGUAUCUUUAUUAGAAUGGCAAAGUUUGCGUCGAAUUCUCGCAUAUUUGUUGGGAGUUGCGCCUCGAAAAUUUCUCGACUUCAGAUUACAUCCUGUGAAAAAUGUCGCAUCUUUGGAUGAGUCGGGUUUGACUCGUAAUCUUCAGUGUUUAAUCUAGUCCCCCGGAAUCGAAAAAUUCCUUGACAUGAGAUUUCAUCCCGUGAAAUUUAAUUUUACAUCUUUGGAUGGGUCGGGUCUGAUAAGUAGUAUUUGGUAUUCAUUCUAGUCCCCUGGAACCUCUGAGGCAAUUUAUCAAAUCGAAUUCUGAUUCUUCCAUCUUCGAUCAGUAGCUGGCGAAGAAAAACAAACAAUAUAUUUUUUCAUUUUUAGUUUGUGAACGCAUAAUAACACACUUCAACCUUUUUUAAAUCUUUUCUUGCCCUUCUGAACUUAACUUCAGCUGAGAUGAUUUAAACUUAAAUCCAGUUGAAUGACAUUCAUAAUAUGUUUCAUAUUGUGAAUUAUGUGUGUUUGUUUCGCUAUCUUCUCAGGUUGCCUCUAAACAAAAAGAGAAAAUGAAUUAAGGCUGAUUAGGAUUCUUUGCUAAUAACUCGCUUGAUUCACUGUUGUAUCUUUGAAAUUAAUUUACAUUUAAGUGUAGACAAUUCAAUACAAAAUUUCCAUUUAUUUUUAUCAUAGAAAAAUUCAAGCACCCGAAUCAAAAAAGUCAUCACUCAAAAGUACAAUCACAUCUUAUGAACUUUUAAUUAAUUUACUCAUUUAUUCUUAUCAUGAGCUGUUGUCAUCUUGAACUUUUUUUCAAGCAGAGAGGCAAGCAAUAAGCAAAAAACAAAAGAAAGCAAGUUUGUACACUCACCGCUGUAUUUUCAAAUGUAGAAAAAAAACCAAAGUAUGAAAAAAAAAAAUAAAAUAAAAUAAGUAAAUAAUCUCUUUUGAAACCAAUAAAGUUGUUGAUAAUUUUUGCAGCAGAAAAAGUAUCCAGAUUCUAUGUUAAGAGCAUUUUUCCCCCUCUUUAUGAAAUACAUAAAAUGUCCACGAGGGACUGCUGGCUCAUGGCCCCAGAUUUUUGUUAGCAUAAUAAAAUAUUUGAAUUUGCAGUCUUUAUUUAUUGUUCAUUUUAUCACUCCGUAAUUAAGAGAAGCGUCCUAAUCAAAUGCGCACUUUCCAAAACUUUCAGAUACGUAUGAGUAUGAUUGGUAAGUGCUUUCUUUUAAGAUGCGUGAUACAGAUCAAGUCUUACUUACUUCAAAUGUAAGUGUUAGGAAACUUGAAAAUUAAUGUAGUCGACAAGGUGUGAGGCGAUGUACCAAAACGAUUUUGGUAGCAGAAUAUUACACUUGACAACUUGACUUAUUUCUGAUGCCUCAAAAGUAUCAAUAGUAUCACAAAACAAUGGGGUAAUCUAAUUAGAAAAUAAUGGUAACUGAAUGUUUUCACUUUUUUUAAGAAGGAGUUCAUGACGUUGCAAACAAUUCAAAGUUCGCCGUCAAUUUCACUGGCGAUGAAAGUAAAAUUAUAAAAUUCAGAAAUAAAGGAUGAAGAGGGAAAGUGUAGCAGUCGUCUUGCCUUGCCCACAGAUUGACCAUUUUCUCUCCCCCAAAUGUACAGUACAGUAGCAGCUUUAUGUUUGCAGAUUAUAUUGAUGGAUGCGGAGGAGAUCGAGCCUUUGGUGCAAAGGCAGCACCUCUCAACCAAAGCCAAGGACAGGCCCUUCAAAUGCGACCUCUGCUCGAAGUCGUUCAGACGCAAGUGUCAUCUGACGCGACACAGUAUUUCUGAGUGUCAGUUCAACGUCGACAAGCCCCAGUUUCACUGCAACCUUUGUCCAUACGUAGCAACGAGAAAGGACUCGCUCAAGCGACAUGUUAUUCUUAGCCACACGCUUCAAAAUCGCAAACGCGUUCUCAAAUUAAAUGAAAUUUUGUAAGGUCAACCAUCUGAAAA